CCGGACGCGGCCCGCCGGCAGCUGGCGGGGCGGGGCUGGGCACAGCGCCCGCCGCCCGAACCCUCCUGCGGCCGCCGCCUUUGAGCGGGGCGGGACAAGGGGCCCCGAUUGCCCGGGAAGCAGAGCCGUCGGUGAGCGUCUCUUCUCCUUCGGCAGACGUCCCGUGUCCACAGGGGCGGCGAAGAGGGCCGGCGAUGGACCGCGAUGGGCCGGACGCCGCUGGGCAGGAGGCAGCGGUGGAGCGUGGCCGCUGCCGGAGCCGCCGGGCCGUGGCGCAGGAGCAGCUGGCGCAAAUAAAGGAGCACAAGGAUCAAGCAGAUCUGGCUAAGCUGGAAAAGAGAAGGGAAGGGGAACAAAUACAGAGAUCAAGCCAAUUGUAUCAAAUGGAAAUUCAGAGAGAUAAAGAAAAGGAACAGGAGAAAAAAAUUGAAUUCCAGAGACAGCAUCAUGAACACAUAGCUGAACAGAAAAUAUUUAAAGCUGAAGACAAACAAAAAGAAGACAAAGAUGAUGAUCGGAUUAAGGCUUAUAUUAAAGGAAAAGAAAUGAUGGCUGAUCUGACAAGAGAAAAAAAUUUGGAGACUAACAGGAUGAUAGAGAAGCAUAAAGACAAAGCUUUUGAACAAUUAACUGCACAGAUGAAUGAGAAAUUUAAGAUUGAAGAUGAUCGUCUUGCUAGAGGAGCUGCAGAGGUAGAAGUUGAGUACCAAAUGCAAAACAAAGAGAAAGAAAUGAAAAAAAAGGCUGUUCUUGAAUCUAUUGAAGAAAACAGAGUCACUGUGGUAAGAAAAGACACACAUGCAGGUUCUCAGCAGUUGCCUUUCAUUUAUCAUCUAGAGCUUUAG
Molecule: messenger RNA, 845 nt
Organism: Lonchura striata (white-rumped munia)
Lineage: Eukaryota; Metazoa; Chordata; Aves; Passeriformes; Estrildidae
Source: RefSeq, a predicted model, not a curated record